This is a messenger RNA of Leptomonas pyrrhocoris, 2381 nucleotides long. RefSeq lists its product as hypothetical. The coding region runs from base 459 to 2381 and encodes 640 amino acids. Gene Ontology annotation, biological process: cilium assembly. NCBI's taxonomy places the organism in Eukaryota, Euglenozoa, Kinetoplastea, Trypanosomatida, Trypanosomatidae. The transcript has a single exon. The record is from RefSeq and is a predicted model, not a curated record. Gene Ontology annotation, cellular component: MKS complex.
GGGCGCGGCUGCAUGACAAUAGAGAAGCGCCAUUCAAUUGAUAGCUUUUGAGCACGUGAGUUUCUCUCUUUUACUCACUUGAAAACUAGCGCGUUUACACGUAGCGGUCUUUUUCCCCUUUAUUUUCUUUCAACAGAAACUUUCUGGACUCGCCAGCCUGUGAGUUUUAUCUGUCGUCGUGCGACGGAGACAAACAUGCUACGGCGCACGCUGCCCUUUUUGGCGAGCAAUCGAAGUACACGUGGCGGACCUCGUUCAUUCGGCGUGUUCUUCUUCCCUCUGACAAUCCUGCCGUUGAACUUCUUCAUUAACUCCGUGCAGGUGCGUGGCUGAGAGUUCCUCGCUCUGUACAGCACUCUCAACACCUGCCCUUUGGUACCCCCUGCGGCCCCUCCGCGCUUCCUCCAAUAGAACUCUGUGCGUGACGCGUAACGACGUAGAAUAGAAAAAGCUCUCACAUGGACUUUGUGCACUUCCUGAAGAGUCAGCGCUACCGCUCACGCGUGCCGCUGCGUCAGCUGCAGUUCACCGUUGCCGUCUACCGCGCCAUUGUCGUGGAGGAGGCGAAUGUGGAGCUGCUGGCCGAAGUCACUGUGCCGUGGGAUGGAAAGGUCUGCUCCCCACGCGAGACCCUCGACCUUUACAAGGACCUCACGCACCUUACUCAGCGGCCCACCAACUCAGAUAGGGAGUUGAGAGCGGGCCCGCUAGCGGAGACGGCACCAGCGGCCUCCACGACCGCACUUGGGAUGGGCCCGUCCACGUCUGGCGCCGCGGCAGCUGUAACAAACGAACCGUCCUCGGCCCCCAACGUGCUGGCGCUGCCUACCCCCAACGAGCUCAUCGCAGAGCUGCAAAAGCCGCCGUCGAACUUCUUUACCCGACCCUCGCGCGAAGACUUCAUUGAUCGCGCCGAGGAGGACUUCCCGGUCGACCCCCCGCAGGGCCCCAGUCUUCUUGCCCCUAUCAUUCUGCGCCAGCACCGGCGUGACCACCAACCGAAUCGGAAGAUGUUUCUCAUGUGGGCAUCUGGUGACGUCGUCGUACCAGAGAAGACGACGAGCGCCAUCGCACCGGUUGAUGAUGUCCGCGCUGCAGAGAACGGCACAUCAAGCAAUGUCGUCGUUUCCACCGCAGCACUGCCCCUGUUUGAGGUGGACGCGCUUACCUGGAAAGGAGUCGAGCGUGUGAUGUGCACGCUGACCGCCGAGCCGGAUGAGCACGUCUUCACGGCGAGGCCAAACCUGAACGACGCCCACACGCUCUUCGUCGACGCUGCGCACAUCUACACGUUUCGUGUGACGGUGUCUAAGGCAACGUGGGCGGGGGGACCGCCUCGGCGCACGUCUGCAGGGGAGAUCCCGAACGGCGCCUUGGAUGCCGUGUCCGCCCCCCUGGACGCGGUAUUGGCAAACGUGCGAGAGCUGGCCCAGUACGCCGAGGAGCAGUACGAACAGCUCGACAUCAGCAAGGAUGUGGUGGCCCGGCGACUGCUGCGGCAGGCGGCGCUGCUGGUCCCACCGGAGCGCGGUCGCACCGGGCCGCCGAUCGUGGCCGCCUCGGGUGCGGCGGCUCCCCCCGCUGAGGAAGGCGGCGGCCGUGCUCGCCGUGCGUCCUUCAACUACAGCGUGUCUGCCGGAGCUGCCGGGGAGCGCGGGGCGAGCGUCGUGAUGGGCGGCACGAGUAUGUCUGCUGCGCCGCGUGGGCCGGGGAUGAGCGGGGUGCUGCUGUCUCGCUCCUCCGUCAUGCGCACUGGGUACUCGUUGCCACGGGGGCUGUGCCAGUACUACUUGUUUGGCACGGUGGACCGCUGCGUCGGCAUCGCGGAGUCGACGCUGUUCCUGCGCUGUCAGCUUGUCGAGGACGGCGAGGCCUCCACGUGGAUGUACGACGGGCUCGCUGCCUCUUCGCCCUCCGCGGUGUGCGAGUUCAGCUCCCAGCUGGCCUACCUCAGCACCUUCGUGGAGCACGAGUGUGUGCUGGACGUGGACCACGUUUUCAACCUGCCUUUUGAGUACAACUUCGUCGGCGCUGCACUGCCGCGCAGCCCGCUGCGGUUGGUUGUGUCCGCCUUCACCGAAGGCGCGGCAGCGGCGGGUGUGCAGUCCGCGGUGGCCUACGCUUGUCUCUCCCUGCCCGUUGCGACCCCCGGGCGACACACGAUGACGGCGGCGAUGUGGGCGCCCCACAAGAGCGGUGUGGAGUUCCUUCGAUCGGCGCUGCUGGGCGGGGCACCGAGUCUGGUCGAUGCUCGCCAAGCCGGCCCCCCGCCCACUCACCGCACGGGGAUUAGCGUGAAGGAGGGUCUCUACGCCGACAGCGUAGGCCGCGUGCACCUGACGGUCAACAUUCUACAUCACAGAAGUCACGACAGCGCCUGA